Molecule: messenger RNA, 777 nt
Organism: Trichoderma aggressivum f. europaeum
Lineage: Eukaryota; Fungi; Ascomycota; Sordariomycetes; Hypocreales; Hypocreaceae
Exons: 3
Coding region: 1-777 (258 amino acids)
Biological process (GO): superoxide metabolic process
Cellular component (GO): mitochondrion
Molecular function (GO): superoxide dismutase activity; metal ion binding
Source: RefSeq, a predicted model, not a curated record
AUGGCGGUUCGAGUCAUUCUCCUGACGGUUCUCUCCCUGCUGCCUGUUGGUUGCUACUCUUCUUCUCCAGAUCCUUCAAAGCCCGAGUUUGCCAGUGUCAAGAUUCAAGAACCUCUUACCGAUUCAUUCGAGCCCACAAUGUCGAUUGGCACCUUUUCACUGCCGGCAUUGCCAUAUGCCUACGAUGCCCUUGAGCCGAGCAUCUCCGCUCAGAUCAUGGAGCUUCAUCACAGCAAGCAUCACCAGGCCUAUGUUACCAACCUGAACAACGCCCUCAAGACCUACGCCACCGCCAUCACAGACAAUGAUGUCCCUUCACAGAUUGCCCUACAGGCCGCCGUCAAAUUCAACGGUGGUGGCCACAUCAACCACUCUCUCUUUUGGAAGAACCUGUCGCCAUCCUCAUCUGCCGACGCAGAUCCCGCCAGCGCCCCUACUUUGACUGCUGAGAUAGCCAAGACCUGGGGCAGCUUGGAUGGUUUCAAGGAGGCGAUGGGAAAAGCCCUGCUAGGUCUCCAAGGAAGUGGCUGGGGCUGGCUGGUCAAAGACGGCAAUACCUUGCGAAUUGUGACUACAAAGGACCAGGAUCCCGUCGUUGGCGGAGAAGUCCCGAUCUUGGGUAUCGACAUGUGGGAACAUGCAUACUACCUGCAGUACCUCAACGGCAAAGCUGCAUAUGUGGAGAACAUCUGGAAGGUCAUCAACUGGGCCACUGCUGAAGAGCGUUUCAAGGGAGGCCGGGAAGACGCUUUCAAGAUUCUCAAAGCUGCCCUGUAA